This is a messenger RNA of Linderina pennispora, 1287 nucleotides long. RefSeq names its product cytochrome P450. Lineage: Eukaryota; Fungi; Kickxellomycota; Kickxellomycetes; Kickxellales; Kickxellaceae. Bases 1 to 1287 code for a protein of 428 amino acids. The record is from RefSeq and is a predicted model, not a curated record. Gene Ontology annotation, molecular function: iron ion binding; monooxygenase activity; oxidoreductase activity, acting on paired donors, with incorporation or reduction of molecular oxygen. The transcript is spliced from 5 exons.
AUGUUUUUCACUCAAUAUUGGAUAAACAAACCUGACAUAGUGAUGGGCCUUGGUUGGUCCAGCUUCCUCGCCAUUGCAGCUGUCCUAGUAGUUCUAUGCCGCGUAAUAUACGCGCUGUUUGUCUCCCCACUCCGACACAUCCCUGGCCCCUUCCUCGCACGUCUCACCAGCAAGCGCGCCGGGCUCAUCGGCUCGCUCGGCCUUAUGACCAAGUACUCGCGAACACGAGACAAGGCAAAUACGGCAACAUCUACGUCCGACAUCCGCGCUGUCUACGGCUCGCACAAGUUCCGCAAAACCGACUUUUACCGCGGCGUCGACAUGCUCGGCAUCGAGCACAUGUUCAGCACACGCAACCCGGACCUGGCGGACACGCGCCGAAGGCAGUUUGGGCCGUAUUUGAAUACCGGGUAUCUGGCCAGGGUUGAGCCGAUUCUGGCUGCGCAUGGGCCUGAGUCGCUGAAGCUAAAGUGGGAUAAGCUAUAUGGAGAACGGCAGGGUGGAGAUAAACUACAACAAGGAUUUCCUGUUCGCCACAUUCGAUACGCUGACUUUCCUCUUCUCAACACCUACCCGUUCUCGAUGCUGAUGCGCCCGUGGGAGCGCGGAUACGACGGGGUGACCAAGUACGCUAUUGAGUCCGCGUUUAUUGACGCCGAAGAUCCACAAUCCAAGACCCGCAUGACCGAGCGGCAGGUGCAAGCAGAGUGUCUGAACAUGCUUUUGGCAGGCAGCGAAGCGGCAGCAAACACUCUGGCGUGGACAGUACAUCUGCUGAUGCUCCACCCAGAGCACUACCGGCGCGCGGUGGGCGAGCCUGCCUGUUCGAAGUCCAUGCGGUUGCACCCGGUGUCUGGCGGGCUGUGGCCGCGCCGGGCACCCAAGGAGGGCGUUAGGCUACAGGGAUAUUUUGUGCCGGGCGGCACGGAAAUCUUCAUUAACGUUACCGGCGCGCAUCAUAACCCGGGCGUGUGGGAGAAUCCGCUGAAGUACGACCCCAGCAGGUUUCUGGAUAACGAGGAGGCUAGACGCAACGUGUUUACGUUUGGCGCCGGCGUGCGGGCGUGUCCGGGAAGGCACUUGGCGGUUCUGGAGAUGAUGUCAAUUUUGGCAAACAUGCUCAAGGACUAUGAUCUGGCAGUGCCCGAGGACUAUGUGCGGCGCGGUCCCCGUGUACUUGACGAGAACGGCAACCCGAAACUAAUGGAGGAUGUGCAGUUUCUGGUGUCGAUUCCAGUGGACCCGAAGCGCGACUGUCGGCUGGUUCUCACCAAGUGCACGGCGUAG